UCUCUAAUGGUAAAACACCUGUCGUAAAAGCUGAGGCAAAACAUAUUACGUACACGAGUCGUUGUAUCAUUUCAUUGUGGUUAUGGUAACGGAAACACUUAACACUAUUUCUUUCUUGAAGUUCAUGAGUAUGGAAGUAGUUGUUACUGCCCUGGUUGACCAGUACCCACGGACGCUGGGUAAGAGGAGGAUGCUGGUUACACUAGGAUGCUGCUUGAUGUCCUUUCUUCUUGGAAUCGUGUUCUGCACACAGGGAGGUCCAUACAUGUUCCAGCUGCUAGACUGGUAUGUAGCGGCUCUGGGGCCCUUGUUGUUCAGCACGCUGGAGUGUGUUGCCGUGAUGUGGAUAUACGGGGCAAAACAAAUGAGCAGGGACGUAGAGAUGAUGACUGGCAAAGCACUAUCGUCACCAGUAAAGAUCCUCUUGGCCUUUGUGACACCGGCAAUCUUGAUGACAGUUUUCAUCCUGACACUUAACAACUACCAGCCACCGACCUACGGCAACUACGAGUUUCCCAGCUACGCCAGUACAAUAGGCUGGUGUGUGGCCGUCAUCUCCACCCUCCCUCUCCCGGUCUACAUGGUACUGGCUGUCAGGAAACACAUGGCAAUCCAUUCUCUAAAGAAGAGUAUAAAGCUGGCCUUGAGGCCUGCUAAGGACUGGGGUCCAGCAAAUGCCACAUACACGAUGAAUCAGCGCACAGAAAUACCUUCGCUCAAGGCUAACGUCAUGGACAUUUUCAAUAAUUAGACCUGAACUUACCUAAACAGUGUAAUAGUUCACUGAAUGAUGACAUACCAAGGGCGUGCGUGCGCGUGCGUGCGUGCGGGCGUGCGCGGGCGUGCGUAACCUGACAUUGCAUCGUUUUGACGGUAUUCCUGAACCAUAGAUACUUAUUGAUAUAUUUUGAU
Haliotis rubra (blacklip abalone) is the source of this 912-nucleotide messenger RNA. RefSeq names its product sodium- and chloride-dependent glycine transporter 2-like. The record is from RefSeq and is a predicted model, not a curated record. Gene Ontology annotation, biological process: sodium ion transmembrane transport. Lineage: Eukaryota; Metazoa; Mollusca; Gastropoda; Lepetellida; Haliotidae. The transcript has 5 exons. The coding region runs from base 83 to 751 and encodes 222 amino acids. Gene Ontology annotation, cellular component: membrane. Gene Ontology annotation, molecular function: L-amino acid transmembrane transporter activity.